AGGACUCGUCUUUGUCAAUCAGACAAUGAAUUGGAGAGAUGCUCAGAGUUACUGCAGACAGAAUCACAUUGAUCUGGUCAGUGUGAGAAACCAGAAUGAGAAUCAACAGGUUGAGAAGAUCAUUAAUGAUAGAAAUUUAUCUGGAUCACAUGUCUGGAUCGGUCUGUUCAGAGACUCAUGGCAGUGGUCAGAUCAGAGUGACUCCUCAUUCAGAUACUGGAACACUGGUGAACCUAAUAAUGCUGGAGGUGUUGAAAACUGUGCAUUCGUUAAAGUGCAGACUCAGGGACAGUGGCAUGACAUCUCUUGCACCAACCAGUUUCCUUUUGUGUGUCAUGAAGAUUUUGAUUCUGAACUGAUUCUGAUCAAAGAGAAUCUGACGUGGUCUGAAGCUCUGAGUUACUGCAGACAGAAUCAUGUGGAUCUGGUCUCGGUUCAUUCAGAAGAGAUUCAGCGUGGUGUGAUGAACGUGGUUAAACGGGCAUCUACUGCGGCGGUGUGGUUGGGUUUACACAACUACUGCAGCAUGAACAUGUGGCUCUGGGUGAGUGGAGAGAUCGUGUGCUAUCACAACUGGGCUCCAGGGAACGGAACGACACGGGAAAACUGCAGCCUCGAGAACAGAAAAGGAGCAGUUCAGUCUGGAGGAGAUCAGCGCUGGAUCAGCCUUCCUGAAUCUCACAAACUCAACUUCAUCUGCAGCAGAUAUUAAGAGUGAGAAACACACUAAUGUGUUUACUUACGUUAACGGUUUUCAUAGGCUACUUCAUUAGUUUUCUGAUUUACAUUUAUGUUUGAUUUGUUCUUUAGUAAGUUCUGAGUGAAUCUGACGUGGUUGGGUUACUGGGUUUUAAAAGUGUCCAGAAGUGUGUUUUAUUUCAGUAUUAUGCAAUAUGUGUCUUUUAAGAAACUCUUUUCAUACAGAGGCCUGUUUCCGAAAGGAGAUAAAGUGAAAACUCUGUGUUAACUCUGAAAUAAGGUUAGUUACACCAAAACACAGUGGGAGUGGGAAAAUACCUUAGACAUCUAAGCAAAGGCGACUUCUCAGGGUCUUGGAUUUCCAAACAUGUUUUGCUUUAUAUACAGACUGUAAACAUAUCUAUGUUAUAUCACAAGCUGACUUAACUUCCUGUUCUGGUCUCUUCCUCCUCCC
Labeo rohita (rohu) is the source of this 1153-nucleotide messenger RNA. Its product is annotated as macrophage mannose receptor 1. Bases 26 to 712 code for a protein of 228 amino acids. NCBI's taxonomy places the organism in Eukaryota, Metazoa, Chordata, Actinopteri, Cypriniformes, Cyprinidae. The transcript is spliced from 2 exons. The record is from RefSeq and is a predicted model, not a curated record.